Molecule: messenger RNA, 1425 nt
Organism: Sugiyamaella lignohabitans
Lineage: Eukaryota; Fungi; Ascomycota; Dipodascomycetes; Dipodascales; Trichomonascaceae
Gene: GAL83
Product: Gal83p
Exons: 1
Coding region: 1-1425 (474 amino acids)
Biological process (GO): signal transduction
Cellular component (GO): nucleotide-activated protein kinase complex; cytoplasm; nucleus
Molecular function (GO): protein kinase binding
Source: RefSeq, a predicted model, not a curated record
AUGGGUAACUCAUCGUCUCAAGAAGACGACGCUGCUAAUAAGCAACAGCAGCAGCAACACCAACAACAACAACAUCAUAGACAUCACUUUCACCAUUCUCAUCAUAAAGGUUCAAAUACUAGUACUCCAUCACAUGAUCAAGAGGAGUUCCCCCCUGUACCACCUCAAGGAUUUGAUCAGAUUCCCAUUGCUGGAGUAGGAGUUACUGCCACUACUAGUGUCUCCAAAGAGCAGGCUACUGUUAGCCCUCCCGGCGGAACCAGUGGUAAUACCGGAUCACUUAAUCAACAUCAAAGAUCAUCGAGUUUCCAUCAUGAGGAAUUUGCUAGUGCCAGUCAUGAAGAAAAUGUCAGACAGGUACCUGCCACGGCGACAACACCUUCAUCAGCAACGACCGCACAGCCACCAGCUGCUUCUGCCGGAGUAGGUGGCUCGAAUAAACCAGUUGUUCAACCCCUACAAUCAUACGAUGCGAACUCGACGAAUUCGAAUGAUGGAGCCAAAAGGCCGCCUCUACGAAGGAAAUCCACUCUGCUGCUUGAUGAGCCAGCUGAAAUGGAUGAAGAGGAAAUGGAACUGUCGAAACUUAAACUGACUAAUGAGUUGAAACCACUGUCACGAGCAGGAUCAGGCGAAGAAGUUGUUCUUACUAACCAAGACGAUUAUCAAGGAAAUGUAUUUAGUACUGUGAUUGAUUGGAAACAGGGAGGAAACAAGGUAUACGUUACAGGAACAUUUACCGGCUGGCGUAAGAUGAUCCGACUGUCUAAAGUCAGUGAAGAGCAAUUACAGAAUCAGAAAGCUCACGCGGAUGCAUCCGGUGAUAACCAACAGCCUCCAUUGGCAAGCACCCCACCUACUAUUUCUAAGGAUUUGUUUUCUGUGGUGCUUAAACUACCAAAAGGAACACAUAGACUUCGUUUUGUUGUAGACAAUGAACUUCGUUGUUCGGAUUUCUUACCUACUGCUACUGAUUCCAUGGGUAACUUGGUCAACUAUAUUGAAGUAGGAGUAGAAGAAGAUCGGCCAGUGCAAAGCCAAUCUCAAGCUGUAGCAGGUGGCAUUGGUGGAGACGACGAGGGUGAUGGAGAGUACGAGAAGUUUAAUGAGGACGACGAAAUGCUCCGCGAACCCGUAUUGCAAUAUGGAAACGAAAUUCCUUCUGUAUUCACCGAUCCUGAGGUCAUGGACCAGUUUGUGUCAUCUGACUUUGUUACACCUCCCCAACUUCCUCCACACCUUGAGGGCGUCAUCCUUAAUUCUAACUCGACAGAAAAGGACAACAAUUCUAUUCUUCCUAUUCCAAACCAUGUCGUGCUAAACCAUCUUGCGACCACCUCUAUCAAGCAUAACGUACUCGCAGUUGCAUCGAUCAGUCGUUACUCGCGCAAGUACGUGACUCAGAUCCUCUAUGCUCCUUUAUAA